This is a messenger RNA of Bradysia coprophila, 1947 nucleotides long. RefSeq lists its product as uncharacterized. Lineage: Eukaryota; Metazoa; Arthropoda; Insecta; Diptera; Sciaridae. The record is from RefSeq and is a predicted model, not a curated record.
AUGUUAAUUCUGAAGCUAAUUACUUUGUACAUCUACCUGUACCACGCAGAAACUUUUCAACUGUCCACCAUUCACCAAUCAAACUAUAAAUUAUCGGCACGUUUGAUGAACGUAAUAUGCUCGACAGAUUCAAAUACAGUUCGUUUCCUAGUCAUUGAUGAUGACAAACCUGUCGAAGUGGAUGAAUACGUUGCUCGAUUGAAUGAGGAAUGUCCAUUUAAGACCAUUCAACUCUUCGGCAUCAAUACGAUACUGAGUGAAAGUAUUCAACAUCACUCGGAAUUGAUUGUUUACCUGGUUUAUUCCAACGAUUCAAUUCAGAAUUUUCGUUGGGCAGUUACAAAAUCCAAUCGGUCGAAUAGUCACAAUCGAUUUGUGGUAGUUUUUCGAUUUCAAUACAAAUGGCGGAUCCUUGUGAACAUUUUCAAAGACUUGGCGCGACAAACAAUUUCUAAUAUCGUUGUGAUAGUGCAUGCUGACGACUCGGAAGAAAUCGUCUUGCUUUAUAAUCCAUUCGAUGAAGUGGCUGGUAUUGUCGAAGACGUAUCAAUAUUGGAGAGAACGGAUUUAUUUACGCACAGUCGAGGUGACUUGCAUGGUCGUAAAUUGGUUAUAUCAAUGCACGAACAAUGCGAUAGGGCGGUUUUGAAGAAAAAUGGAAUGCCUGGUUAUACUGGGGUGGAUGGUCUGAUUGCAGAUUUAUUGGAAGAAAGAAUGAACUUAACGUUUCAAUACAUCACACCACACGAAAUGUACAAUGGCUACCGAAAUUCAGGCGUUAUCGGUGAUCUGACUGUCGGUCAUGCAGAAAUGAGUUUCAACGCUGACUCCUUGGCACUUCUGCUAGUAAACGAUGCAUCAGUGGCUGCAACAGACCCAUUCGAACGAAAUGACAUGUGCGUUUUGGUGCCGAAGGCAGGAAAUGAGCCAAUCAUUUGGAAUCUUUUACGCACUAUGUCGAAGAUGACUUGGGUGAUAACUUUACUGUCUAUCGUCGUCAUGAUGUUGAUUUAUCGGUGGACUCAGUCCGUUCAGAAAUUAAUUCACUCUCGGAAGUAUCCGUUCUACGAAUAUUCGUGGAAAGAUAUUUCGACGAUUAUUUUUCAAUCGUUUUUUGGUGAUGCAAUCCGACGAAUUCCACAGUCAAUGCCGUUGAGAAUUCUGAUAAUUGGCUGGUGUAUCUACAGUUUCCUUAUAACGAAUGCGUUUCAAGCAAAGUUGAUCAGCUCUUUGGUUCUUCCGAAAGGAUUGGAGGACAUACAUACGGUCGAAGAGCUCGGACACUCAAAUCUGGAAAUAAUGUACCCAAGAGCAUUGGGUCAGCUAAUCCAAGAAUACACCGACAAUGGCACAAUGAAUAUAUUACGAGAUCAGUUAGUAGAAGUUGCGAGUUGGAGCGAAUUCGAUGCAUUUAUCAACAAUAAAAGUUCAACAACCGCUUACAUCAUGAUGCGUUUCCAUGCAGAUUUGAUGGAGAAACGAAAUUUCGAUAAGAUUACCGGAAGACCAUUCUACAAGACCAUGGACCAGUGUUUCCUCACCUUCCCGCGAGUGUACUUCUUAAAACUGGGCUCCAUGUAUGUUGACCACGUAAGCGAAAUGUUACGCCGUUUCCAUGAAACGGGUUUCAUUGUGAAAUGGACGAAACAUUCUGAAUUCAUCAGUGCGUUGCACGGAAACAUUCCCGUCGACGAUAUCGAAGAGGAAGACGUCGAUGAAGCAGACAUCAAGGUCGUUAUAACACCUGAACAUCUGCAAACUUCGUUCAUUUUGUUGGUGUUCGGUUUGAUUGCAGCAUCGUUGGUGUUUGUUGGUGAAAAAGUGUAUUUCAAUUGGAAUCGAAAUGAGUGAAUGAGAGGAAUGGAUUAAAUUGUGAUGAGUACAGAAAAUUCAAUGGACUAGAAAAUCACAAAUGGAAAUUGAUGGGUCACUAUCACUUCCUCAAAG